AUGGUUGAAAGUUUAGGUGUAAACGUGUAUUAUCUUGAAAGUUUCGAGUUUUUGCUGAGUGUGCAGCUUCCCCGUGUCCAGCUCAGAACGAAAAAGGUCCACAAAGGUCGUGCCUUUUUCCUCACUUCUCCACUGAUUCCAUACUUCCGCAACCCGACGGCGCUCGAUCUUCUUCCCCCUUCCUCUCUCCGAACUCCAACCAGCCCCUCCGCGAAGCCACGAGGAAGGAGGGGCCGCCCAUCAUCGAUUGUGCACCUUAGCCGCUUUGACUUGACCCCAAUGGUUGCUGAGAAAGAUGCUGCAGUUACCCGACCGGGGAAAAGUGAGGCUCUUGCUCCACGCCUUAGGAACAAGAAAAGGACAAGCAAGAAGACGACGGAGGUUCCCAAUAUCACCGCUCAAGAAUUGGAUCUUGAUGAAAGAUUGGACCGGCUGGAAUCAGGUGUACGCGAAUUGCGCAGGGUCCUGUUAACGAUGUUAGACGAAGUAAGAAGCUUGAAAGCAGAAAUAUUACAAUUGAGAACCGGAAGGGAAGUCCCAGGAGCUAUCCUAGCACCAGAGCCAAGCCUAAGUGAAUCUGCAUCAUCUUGCAUAACCGCAGAUCUUAGCACCAGAAGCUGUGCAGAUUCGACCUGCCUCUAGUGAUCUUGUGAAUGCAAAAUGGAAUUCCUUGUGCUAAGCUGUGUUUGAUUGAGGGCUCCUUUUCAUGUUACAGCAUGCUUUGUGAUCUCUCGUUAGUCGAAUAGAAAACAGGGGAAGCAAUAACUUGUUGACCUUUUUAGUCAACUGAUGUGCAGAUGAAACUCAUUUUUUUGGUCUUUGGCACAAUGGACGUGUGCCGUGAAUAUUAAAAUUGACUUCAGACA
This is a messenger RNA of Syzygium oleosum, 866 nucleotides long. RefSeq lists its product as uncharacterized. The record is from RefSeq and is a predicted model, not a curated record. The transcript is spliced from 5 exons. Bases 1 to 642 code for a protein of 213 amino acids. Lineage: Eukaryota; Viridiplantae; Streptophyta; Magnoliopsida; Myrtales; Myrtaceae.